CCCUCGGCCACAAGAGGGCCCGCGUUGUCGCUGGCGGAGAAGGGAGGCCUUUCUCUUUCAUUCUUCCUUCUCGCCAGGAUGUGCAAUUGAGCUUCCUGGGUUUUUGCAGCUCGCAGCUGCUUCCCCCCCCCCCCAGCUCCCUGCAGGGGGGGGCCAGGAUCCCUCCCGAAUCGGCCAUCAUCACCAUUCCCGGCCAUUCCCAGGCUCUGGCUAACUGCAGGAUAGCUGCCUCUCUUGAAGAGAGGAGAAGACGUUGGUGGACUCCUGGGCAACGGUGGCUCUGUGGGUCGACAUGCAGGAGAGCUAUGAAACCGUGAUCUCGCUGGAGAGAGACUCUUCAACAUACUACUUUGUUCUUGGAUUAGAUCUAAACCUUCCAGCUUGGACCUCCCAAGCAAGAUUAAGGGGGAAAUUAUUGUCUUGCUCGAGCCUGCCUCAGAAGGUCUUUCGGAAGGAAAGAUUUCUGCAUACACAGUCCCCAGUGCGGAAGAAAUUGCCAUCAGUUGGCCCCGCAUCACAGCCUUCACGGAGACCAGAGGGCGGCGAGGCCUGGCUCCUGGGCUAGAAAUGGAGCCAGAGCAAGGGCAGCUGGCACCCGUGCAGGGCCAAGCAGCUGCUGCCGCCGCCACAGCCGGCUCCAGCGAAGAAGGAAUCCUGCCAGACUUCCGGAGGCAGCUGGGGGUGAUCCUGCAGACUGUGGGCAAAGCUCAGGUCGAGAAGAUGCUGAGAGAGCUGGUGAAGGAACAGGAGCAGCAGGGCAGAGUCAGGCGGCGGAAGAGAGUGGCCAGAAGCCCCCGGCAUGCAGCAGGUGACAGCAGGCAGAACAAUUUGGAGGGCCCGCGGGAGCUUCAUGCUGGACUGUUUGAAGAAUCUGCUGUUCUGGCCAGAAAGCCACCAGAGAGUGAGCUGCAAAUGCCCCUUUUAUAUCCGGGGCAGCUGGCAGGGCAAAAGCGACCCAUUUCAGGAAAGGCUGGUCCUGGAGAUGCCAAAGAGUAUAAGAACAGCCUUUCCCACCAGCAGAGCUCUUUGGGGAUGAGGUGGGGCGAAGACUCUGAGCCACGGGAGAGCAUCGGCCACGAACUCUUCAGCAACCUGAGUCGAGACACCAUUGACGGCGUAAGAGUUUGGCCAUUUGGUGAAAGAGCCCAGUUCUUGUCUGGGUGGCAGAAGCCACGCUAUCCCCAGAGACGCCGGCGCACACCUGCAGGAGAGAAACCCCACCGCUGUGGCCCGUGCAGGAGAUCCUCUAUAGCUCUACCUGAUUCGCCGCUAAAUUCUGCUCUGAAUCUUCCACCAGACCCCGCCUCAACGUCUUCCAUGGUCUUAUCACUAAACUCCACGGAACUGCCGGCCCAGCCCUCACUCCUCAACUCUGCCGUGACCCUGCCUCGAAAACCCCACGCCUGUGAGGAGUGCGGGAAACGAUUCCGAAUCCUCGCCAACUUGGAACGGCAUCAGCAGCGCCACGCGGCGGAGAAGCCUCACCAGUGCCAUGACUGUGGGCGGCGCUUCCGCUGGGGCUGCCACCUAGAACGGCACCGGCGCUCACAGCGCUGCGUGGAGUGUGGUGGGGGUCUGGCGACACCUCCUCCGCCCCCGUCCCCACCCCCAGAACCUGACCGGCCCUACUCCUGCGGGGAAUGCGGGAGGCGUUUCACGCAGCGCUCGGCACUCAGCAAGCACCGGCGGCUGCAUUCUGGGGAGCGCCCCUACGGCUGUGGAGAGUGCGGGAAGCGUUUCCUGCAGCGCUCCGAUCUCACCAUCCACGUGCGCUCCCAUUCUGGGGAGCAGCCCUACGUGUGCACAGAGUGCGGCCGCCGCUUCAGCGUCAGCUCCAACCUCAGCAAGCAUCGGCGCAUGCAUCGCGGCGAGCGUCCCCACGCCUGCUCCGUGUGCGCCAAGCGCUUCCUGCAGCGUUCGGAGCUCCUCAUCCACCAGCGGGCUCACACUGGGGAGCGCCCCUAUCCCUGCACAGCCUGUGGAAAGCGCUUUGCUCGCCGAGCUCAUCUCAAACGCCACCAGCGCACCCAUGGUGGGGUGCCUGCCACUACCACUGCCUCUCGACACCAGAGUGCCCGAUUGCUCACCACCUCUGCCACAGACACCGUGUCCCUUCUCGAACAUCAGCAGCACGAACGCGAGGGGGUGCCCGAUGCCCUCGAAUCACGGCCCCAUACCAGCACACCUCCCGCAGCCGGGCUGACAGUCUUCUCCACAGCCCGAGGCGCUGCAGGCACUGCCUCGCUGGGCUUGCCCUGGGCUGUAUCCUCCUCUGCCCGCCUCCCUUUCUGCUCCAGCCCUCUCUGAUUCCCUGCAUCCCUGCUCUCCACCAGGCUGGCACAGCCAGCGGGCACCCCUGGCAGAGCCUUGGUUUCAUGGACAGGGUCUCGCCCUGCGUAGAUGGCAGCAGGGGGCUCUGAUAGGGCGUGGGAGCAGAUGACCUUUUAGAGCCCAAGUGUUGUUUGCUGGGUACUCUGGCACUUCGUCUCUUCAUGUGGCCUCCUGUCAGCCUCGCUCUGAGCUUCUGGCAAACAGACAAUUUACAGGUCGUAGUCAGGUGGCUGCAGUCCCUGCUUGGGAUGUGAGCAAUAUUCCUUGGAGUUGUGAUUGCGCUCUUGAACGCCAGUCAGCACGAUCAAGCUGGACACAUUAUUAAGCCUUGGGGUGUGGGGUCAGCUCAUCUGCUUUUCUGCUGGGAAGGGGAAGGGGGAAGGAAGCACUCCGGAUUUACUGCAGCUAAGAGGUGUGAGUAAACUUCACCGUUUGUGCACCACAGUGUGAUCACAAGGCACACAUUUCCGAGACACGCACACACUAAGAUCCUCACCAGCCACCGCACCACUGCCUACUUUUGGCUCACUUCUCUUCCCUGUUCCACAAAUAUGGUGCUCCCUGUCCUUCUCCCCCUGCCCCAGAAUUAUUCUUGCCGAGGUCUCUCAGCCUAUCGCCUCCAUUUUGCGGAAGAGAACUUGCCCCUGGCUUCACUGAGAUGCUGAGCACCCUUUUGGGUGGAUAAAAAUGGCACAUUGGCCCUGAGACCCUCCCGCUAGCUAGUGAAGAAGAAAAGUUGGUUUUUUAUGCCCCACUGCUCUCUACCUUUGAGGAAUCUCAAAGCAGCUUACAAUCCUCCUCACAACAGGCGGGUGGGGCUGAGAGAGUUCAGAGAGAACUGUGACUGGCCCAGGGUCACCCAGCAGGAUGCAUGCGGAGGAGCAGGGAAUUGAACGCGGUUCUCCAAAUUAGAGUCCGCUGUUCUUAACCACCACACCAUACUUAGUGCAGAAUUUGGGGGAGGAGGUGUCUUUUGGCAGUCCAAUAGGGUUUAGGCAUCUGUCAACAGACAAAUUGACUCUGAGACCCAGGCGCUGGGAGGGACAGCCCCAAGGGGAAGGAAGGAAGGAAACUCGCUGAACUUUUCAGAAAAGUUCCGCUGCAGGGAAGGACCCGUGGGUUGGUGCAGGAUUUGAACUUGGCUGCUGCUUGCUGAAUUUGGGAUGAUGGCUAGUGCCUUUGAGAGGAAUCACAGUGCUUUUCUUCACCCAGCUGCCGAAGGAAACAGUUUAGCAGAGGAGGAAAAGCAAGAAGGAAACUGUGGACUCAAUCCGCAUGGGCGGAAGCGGGACUGAAUCCAGUUUCAGCAGCUGCUGAUGGUUUUACGUGAGUGUCAAGAGAGCAGAGACUAUACAACUGAGUAAGCACUGAAAGUCUUUGGUCUGCCCCAAACUCCAAAUCUUUGCCCAGCUGUAUGUUCACCGGAGCCGUGUUACUUCUCCAACUGCUUGUACAUUCCUGUUACCUUUUGGACUGGUGCUUUAUUGCUGGGGGAGGGGUCAAGGGGGGGGGGUUGGGCCACAAAGGUUUGUGGCUUACCCCGGACUCUAGAGUAGAGAGGAGUAAUAAUAUCUGGUUUAGGACUAAAUAUAGUAGAACUUUGUUUUAUCAAA
This is a messenger RNA of Sphaerodactylus townsendi, 3944 nucleotides long. Its product is annotated as zinc finger protein 135-like. The record is from RefSeq and is a predicted model, not a curated record. Bases 568 to 2307 code for a protein of 579 amino acids. Gene Ontology annotation, molecular function: DNA-binding transcription factor activity, RNA polymerase II-specific; RNA polymerase II cis-regulatory region sequence-specific DNA binding. Gene Ontology annotation, biological process: regulation of transcription by RNA polymerase II. The transcript is spliced from 6 exons. NCBI's taxonomy places the organism in Eukaryota, Metazoa, Chordata, Lepidosauria, Squamata, Sphaerodactylidae.